Messenger RNA from Metarhizium acridum CQMa 102, 954 nucleotides. Lineage: Eukaryota; Fungi; Ascomycota; Sordariomycetes; Hypocreales; Clavicipitaceae. The record is from RefSeq and is a predicted model, not a curated record.
AUGGCGAACAAUAAUGCCGACAAUCGCCAUAUUUACGAGCCAAGUGACUCGUUUGACUGGCUCAUCAAUCAUCACCGGGCAAACCUCGUAUGGCCAAUAUCGAACAGAGACUCGUUGAACUUUUGGAUCCGUUAUGUUCUUCAUCGGGACCAGGACAAGAACCUACGUGGCAGAAAGGGCUUCCGAGUAGAUUUCACGGAGCUGCAGAGAAUGCACAUGAGAAAGCUCCAAAUUAAAUUGAUCCGUCACGUAGCCUUCAUGGUAGACAAAGGACAGGAACCGGAAUCCAGCUGGGAGCAAGAUCUCCAGGCCUACAGUACGAAAACACACAAGUCGGUCCCAAGCCGCGGGCUGGCUGCUAACAUGAUCUUGACCGCAGUAAAAGCCGUCCAAGACUACGACUACAUGGUCCAAUUCAUCAGGACACGGGACGACCCCUUCAUCGCAUCCUCCGAGCGGCGGGUCGACCACAAGAUCCUCUUUGAAGAAAUGAACAAGGCUGGGAUUGACUUCGCACGACUCGCUGGUCCCGAGAUUAGCCUUCAAGGUGCGAAACCGAUGGUGAUUCCCGCCGGUCCAUGGAGCCCGAAAGACGAGCCCGUCUGGGGCAAAAGAUAUCUCAGCAACAUGAGGAGUAAAUUGAGACGUUUUUGGGAUCGUGGCAUGGCACUUGUGGCCGCCUACGCUUUCCUUCUUACACCUAUUGUGCUCAUCUUCGUUGAGACGUUGACUCCCGCCGCUACAGACACCCUUACAGCGAAUCUAGCGCCAGUCAUCAUAGUCGUCAGCUUUGUGGCCGUCUGGGUGGUAUUCAUGAUCGCGAGGGUCAAUGAAUUGAAGGAUGUUGUGCCCUUGACUGCAGGGUACGCCGCGGUGUUGGGCAUUAUUCUCAAUUCGGCCGCAGCGUUGCGACAAGCGUUGAUUUCUCAUGCUGUCAGUACUGGUAGUGGUUGA